GCCUAAAAAUGAAACAUACCAAAUUUCUUCCACUAGCUCUCAUGACAACAACAAAAUGUUCAAUUUUGCUCCUUUGUGUUACAUUUUCUGUAGCAAAUUCCCAAGAUAGUAAUACAAUGCCACCAGCAAGUUUACUCUGCAUAAGUGAAUGUAAUACAUGUCCUCUUAUUUGUUCUACACCACCUUCCCCUAUCAAACUCAAGCCACCACCCUCACCCUCACCAUCAUCAUCAAUACUAACACAAACACCACCACCACCUCCACCACUUUUCGCCCCACUCCGCCCCUCACCACCUCAAUCUUCCUCCCAUUCACCAUCACCACCGUCCUCGACGCAAAAAGAACCUAAAUCUCCUCCACCAUCUUACAUGAUAUACACUGGUCCUCCUCAUACUUCUAAUUGUCCAACACCUCCUAAUAAUGCUCCCAAUAUUAUCAAUAUACCAUCAACUCAGGUGCCACCAGUACAGAAGAAUUACACUUAUCCUUACUACUAUUAUUUUGCUUCACAGGCAACUACUCUUCCACUUUUUCAAGCCUCCAUUGUUCUGGCAUUUUGGGUGAUCUUCCAUUUAAUUUGUUGGUGAAAAGAGUAGCAGGGGAUUCUUGAAAGUCAAAAUGGUAUAUGUAUAUUUUGCAUUCUAGGAUAUUAGGCUUAUAGCAUAUCAUAUUUUUCAAUUCAUCUACUAGUUUCAUAUAUACGAGAGAAUGUGUAUAUUUUUCUUGAUGCUUUUCGUAUCUGGUCCAAUCUGAUUGAAAUUUGGGUACACAACAUCAAUAGAAACAAUGUUCAUCUAAAGAUUAGAUUGUUUCUC
Solanum dulcamara is the source of this 815-nucleotide messenger RNA. RefSeq names its product proline-rich receptor-like protein kinase PERK9. The transcript has a single exon. NCBI's taxonomy places the organism in Eukaryota, Viridiplantae, Streptophyta, Magnoliopsida, Solanales, Solanaceae. The record is from RefSeq and is a predicted model, not a curated record. Bases 9 to 587 code for a protein of 192 amino acids.